GUAGUUCCAGGACGCCUCGUGUGGAACACGGAAGGAAUAAACCGCGUACCAAUAUUUUUCCCUAUGUCUACUACCAUCUGAUUGACCCCAGGAACAAACAACAGUAUAUUAUGAUGCUUUCAAUUUAAAACUGAGAUGCUCUCUGUUAUAUUGAAACGAAGCAGCUUUGCAGCCCAGCAGGUAUUGCAGUGGACAGGUCCUGCAUGGAGAUGCUGGACAUCAGCUCUCACCAGAGCCUCUGGUGGUGGAUCCAUCUCCUUGCAGACCUGCUGGGCCUCAACAGCAAGAGAUGACAGAGGAGUAAAAUGUUCCCCUGUCCUCAGCUCCAGGAGGAUUGAGUACUUCCAAAGGACCCAGACACAUGCAGCUCCAUCUUUUGUGAGGAACCAGCAUUUCCACUCCUCUGCAGUGAGGCUGAAGAAGCGUCCCCGGCUCCCAGAACCUGCGGAAGAGCUAGAUCCGCUGCGCUAUGAAAUGAAGGACUUAUGGAAAGGUCCGAAACCUGCCUUAUACCUUGGAUUUGCAGGGCUUCUCCCUUUUGUGGCACCCACUCUUCUGAUGGCUGUGACUGAAAACUACUAUCCAGAGUUGGCUUAUGCUCAGUUAACUUACGGCGCCUCCAUCCUUGCCUUUGUGGGCGGUGCUCGCUGGGGAUUUGCUCUUCCUGAGAGUAGCCCGGCCAAACCUGACUGGAUAAAUCUGUCCAACAGUGUGGUUCCGUCCCUGUUAGCCUGUGUGUCCAUGAUGAUGAGUGAAAGUAUUGUUUCUGCAGGCACCAUGGUUAUCCUGGGGCUAGGAAUAGCGCUGCAUUAUGAUCUGUCUCUGCUGCCCACUUACCCAGGCUGGUUCAAAGCCCUGCGCUCUGUCCUGACCAUCGUGGCAUCUUUUUCUCUUCUGUGUACACUUCUACUUUAUGGGAUAUACCCAGAAAAAAAGCUAUUCUCAGAUUAAAUAUUAUGUAAAUAUAUAAACUAA
Molecule: messenger RNA, 975 nt
Organism: Eleginops maclovinus (Patagonian blennie)
Lineage: Eukaryota; Metazoa; Chordata; Actinopteri; Perciformes; Eleginopidae
Product: transmembrane protein 69-like
Exons: 3
Coding region: 136-951 (271 amino acids)
Source: RefSeq, a predicted model, not a curated record